UUUUUCUAAUUUGGGUGAUGUUUUGUUUCAUACACGCCAUGCCUAAAAUUCAUCCUGGUUUUUCCUAACACAAUAACGAUUUCUUAAAUUAGGGCAUGGCGAAAUACGUGAUGUUUUGAUACUUACAUUCUGCAAUUACAUGGAAAUUACGAAAAAUCAUUGUGACCAUGCGGCAUCUGAAACUGAUAUCCAAUUCUGACAUGGCGCUGUGAGAUAUAUCUUGGUUGACGAAACAAAACUUCGCUCACAUCUAAUGAAUGACUGAAAAGGAAAAAACACAAGUUUGAGAGAAACUGUGUAGUGAUGUUGUAGAAGAAACAAAUACUUAAGUAUGAAUCAGUAUCCUGGGUUUGUCCCCAUGAUGAUGCCCCAGCACUUCAUGGUGGCGAUGCCAGGGAUGCCCCUCCAGGGGAUCCAGACCCCACAUCCAGGUAUCCCGCAGAUGAUACCCCCCGGUGUUGCUGUAGCCCAUGCAGGGGGCAUGGCGCCAGUGUCUACUACCAUGGCUCAGGGCAUCCCCCUUGCGGCCAGACAAGCACCACCAGGUCUCAAUGCUCUUGCUGCCUUACCAGACCAGAGACAGUUUGUCGAUGCCAGGGCUAACCAUUGUUUCCCUGGUCUGGCAGUCCCUGCGAUGCCUGUUGAGGACAUUGUAGAGGAGGAGCCACCUAUCCCCGCAGAAUCAAUCACAGUCUUGGAUGAAUUCAACUCGGACCUCAACCUUGUCAUAGACAGUGAAGGGUAUGGUGCUCACACACUGAACCAGCCCAGUGGCUUCUGCUUCACAUGGUCAGGGGUACGAGCCUCGCACGGUAUCUGCAAGGGGAAAGGUUUCUUUGAGGUCCACAUCACAGAGCACCUGCCAGUGGACUUUGGUGAUGACCACAAUGAAACUGACCCUCACAUCAUCCGAGUUGGCUGGUCAAUAGAUUCAUCGUCAUUCCAGUUAGGAGAAGAACCUUGGUCUUAUGGUUACGGUGGUACUGGCAAAUUUUCAACAAAUAAUAAAUUCUCCAAUUAUGGUGAAAAAUUUGAGGUUGGGGAUGUCAUCGGUGCCAUGUUGGACUUAGAUGACCGUCCAGCUAAAAUCUCCUACAUGAAGAAUGGCCGAUAUUUAGGGGUAGCUAUCCCACUUCACAGCUACCCUGUGGGUAACAAAGACAUGGCGCUGUUCCCGCACAUUCUGUCCAAAAACUGUAGAUUUCAAGUGAAUCUUGGUCAGAUCGACCCUUGGUUUCCGCCUCCUGCCAUGUAUCAAUACAUCGGUCAGACUACAGACAAAGUUAGGGGCAUGAAAGAGCCAGAGAAAAUCUCUGAUUGUGAGAUGAUAAUGAUUGUGGGACUGCCAGGUGCAGGAAAGACAACAUGGGGACUGAACAUGUACAAGAACCAUCCUGAGAAACGAUACAACAUUAUUGGUACAGACACCUUGAUAGAGAAGAUGAGGGUGAUGGGCCUGCCAAGGAAGCGGAACUACCACGGACGUUGGGAAGUUCUCAUCAACAAGGCAUCGCAAUGUCUCAACAAACUCUUCACCAUUGCUGGGAAGAGAAAGAGAAACUACAUCUUAGACCAGACAAACGUGUACCCAUCUGCCAGGAGGAAGAAGAUGAGAAACUUCAAUGGGUUCUACAGAAUUGCUGCUGUCCUGCAGCCAGAUGAUGCAGAACUGUUGCGAAGGUCGCACAAGAGGACCGUGGAAGAUGGUAAAAUAGUUCCCGAGGAAGCCGUUCUGGAGAUGAAAGCCAACUUCACCCUGCCGGAAGAUCGAGACAAUCUGUUUGACAGGAUUGACUUUGUGGAGUUGAACAAGGACCAGAUAGUGACACUUGUUCAGCAAUACAACAAGGAGGGCCAGGAGAAGCGGCCACCCAGAGAGGCUGUGUUCAGACAUGACAGCAGGAAUCAGCACAACUUCAGAUCAGGAGACAGCCACCCCCCUCGAAACCAUUCACCCCGGCAAGGUCAGGGCAGAUACCAAGACCAGCAGCACCAGGGGUACGACAGUGGGAGACAGGACAGAGGGUACCAGUCCCGGGGAGGGUACCAGCGAGGCUUUGAGUCAAACGAACCCCCCAGCAAGAGAACCAAGCAGGAGUCGGGCAGUGCCCUUGACUUCAUCAAGGAGUACGGAGGAGGAGAGGAGGAUCCCACGGCCCAAGCAGCGGCAGUGGCAGCGGCGGCGGCAGCGGCAGCUGCAGCUGCAGGGGUUGCAGCAGGAGCAUGGGCAGACAAACUUCCGGUGAAAGAGGAACUUAAGUGGAAUCCGGGACAGUACGGCUGGUCUCAGCAGCAGUAUGGGGACUCCAGAAGAACACCAGCAUUGCCUCAACAGGACUUCAACCAGAUGUUCCCACCUUCUGGGGAUCAGCAACGUCAGAACAGUGCUGGUACACCUGAAGGGAGAGGAGGAGGGGGGUCUCAGAGGUGGCCGCCGUUUGGCAGUGAUGUACAACAGAACUGGCAGAACAGAGAACAAGCUGACAGGAAACCAUGGCAACAGAGUAGUGAUGAUCAAUACAGUCAAGAAAGCAACAAUGCACAAGAUAGUGCAAGGGGUUCUGGAAACGGAAGAGGUUUUGGUAAUCAGCAAAAUGCACCAGGAGGUUUUGGUGGUCAGCAAAGUAGCCUUGGUAGUCAUCAGAGUGGUUAUGGAAGUCAGCAAGGUGGCUAUGGAGGUCAACAGGAGUCAAGGAACUACAGCAAUCAAGAAUCAAGACAGUUUGGACAAAACGAGUCCCGAAAGUUUGGUCACCAAGAGUCAAAGAACUUUGGCCAACAGAAUUCCAGGAACUUUAGUCAGCAGGGCCAGUCAGGAUUGGACAGGAACUACGGCCAGUCAGGACACUCUGGCAGCUAUGGUGGAUCCAGCUUUGGUAGGCAGCAAGAAGGUUCUUCAGAUAAUUUUGGUAGUCAACAGAGAAUGGGUGGGUUUGGCGGACCUCCUUCAUAUGGUGGCCCAGGCUCCGGAGACAGAGACAGAGACAGAGACAGAGAUAAUCGAUCAGAUCAUUCUCCAUACAAUAGAGGAAAUAGUGCUGAAUCUCGUAGGGAUUCAGGUCGAGAAAACUACAACCAGUUCACUGGCCCUCCACCUCCACCACCUCAGGAACCAGAGAGGGACAGAUUUGAGAGGGGUCAGGCUUUCCGACCUGACGAUUUCUCCUCUGACAAGGCAGCUACAGGACUGAAGCCAUAUGAUGCAGCUGGGAGUCGAAGUAAAGAUGGCUCCAAGACUGGAGCCAAUGGGGAAAGAGUCCGUCGGAGGAAGAGCAAGUGGGAUACACCGAGCACGGAUCCUCCCAGUAACCCAGACACACCCUCUCUUAUAGAAACGUCUGAUAUCCUUUCAGCCGAGGUGAAACUUGAGCCAGGUUGUGAUCUAAGUGAUCAGCAACAGUAUUCAGAAGAGAAAAUUGAGCAAAAUUUUAAUAAUCUCUCUAGUGCUAAUGACUCUCCAGAUAAAUUUGCACAAAUGGACUUUAAUAGACCACCUCCUAACAGUUCAUGGAGGAACAGCCAAAACGAACAAGACCAGGUUCAAAACCAAAGUUCCAAUUUUGAGAGAGGUAGACCCAAUAUGAGAGGAGAUAACAUAUCCUCUAGUAAUCAAUAUCGAUCUGACAAUCACUAUGGUGGUGAAGCUCAAAGUCGAGGCUAUCCUUCAAAUCAGCAUGGUGGGCCAGGUUCCCAUGGUAACCCAGGUGUGCGUCCUCCCUUUGAGCCUCGUCACCAACAAGGAGGAUCCCGAGGAGGAAAUCGAGGCCCUCCGCUUAACUUUGGCCAAGGUGGUCCACGAUCAUUUAGGCCUAGAAAUCCACAAGAUUUUGGUGGUCCUCCAGGAGGAUGGAAUCAGAAUCGUCCCCGGUUUGGUCCUCGCGGUCCUGGUACCCGUCCUCCAUUCAACCCCAGAUUUGGUCCUGAUGGAGGUCAGCGAUUUCCCCGUCCGCCUGGUCAGCCAAGGUUUCAGCGACCUUGAGAAGAAGACACCUCAAAACAUCCCAUUACAUUUUACUUGUAGAAUAUUCAUCCAAAUGUUUUACAGUGCAGUCAUUUUAAUGUCGUGUAACACCCAAGGAAAUGAAUCGUACUGCUGUCAGACAUUUUGCAUAUGUACAAAUUCAUUGUUCCACGUUCAGAUGAAGCUUUUUGUGAUUAACUUGUUUUUACUUUGCUUAAUUCACGACGAUGUACAAAGACAUUUUUUAAUCUAUAGGAGCUGAUAUCUGAAGUUAUUUUUUUCAUAGCUUUAUAUGAAAUCUUGAUAAAACCAUUGAAAGCAUAAACAACAUGAACUGUUAAUUAAUGUUGCUUUAUAUUUGUUGAAUUGGUUAUCAUUAGAAUCAGUAUCACUGUUGUUUUGAUAGGAUUGAUGAUCUUCCUGUAGGGAUUUGCUAGCGAAAAUUAUAAAUGUGAAAAUGUAAGUGUUCAAAUAUUAAUGAAGGGAGGUAAUUGAGGAAGUAAGCAGGAGGGCCGUUUUCAUUCAAACUGCUGAUAACACUUGCAGCAGUUUCAUUAGGAAGGGACUGGGCAUAUGUUAUGUAGGACAUAGUGUUGAGAUUGGUCUUAGUACUGUAUCAUAUUUUGCUGAUAACCCAACUAAACAUGACCUAUUUAAUGCCCCCUCCCACCACCUACUCCAAACAUUUUUUCAUAGAAUUUCAAUAUAAUCGAUGACCGGUCCCCUGUCAUCUUUUCAUGCCCCCCAAAUAGUGGUUAAAUUUUGGCAAUCUAACCUCUCCUCCUCCUCCCUCUCCCCUCUCUUCUUCCCCCCCCCCCCCCCCCCCCCCCUAAUUAAUGACCAGUUAAUUGUCAUGCCAAGUACUGCAUAUUCAUGUACCGACUACUAGUAAGGUGACACUUAUACACUAUUACACUAUUCUGUUGUCCUGGGUGUGGAUCUUUGACUUUGCCAGCUCUGCGCUGUGUAUUUUUCUGAAUAUUUCUGCAAAGGAAUUCAGUCCGGUUUUGUCAUCCUAGUGAUUCAACCUGUGGUUUAUUUGUAAGUAUUAAAUGAAACAGUAUUAGUCAGUAAGGAGGCUAAUUUGCUCAAUAUGCUGCUAGUGUGAUCUCGUCAAUCCUUUCCAAAUUACGAUCAAGUGAUGCUCUGGGAUUGACUUGGGAAUUGGUGUGGAUUCCCUUUUUGUUCUGUAUGGUUGCCAGUGUGAUUGUUUUGUUUUGAGUCGGACAUGACAUGCUGUUUCCAUGGAUGGGUUUAGAAAUAAGGGUUUUGUUUGGCCUAAUAAUGGAAAUUAUGGAUUUCAUUGAAAUUUCAACAGAUCAACCCACAUUGCCACAUUAUAAGUGAUUUUGAUAUUUUUCCAGAAAAACAGCUGCAGCCACAGGUUGAUAUCUGUCUUUAUUUAUAUGAUGUCCAUUUGAAUGUGCCUAGAUAAUUGAGGGUUUGAUAGAGAGUUUGUAUUCAGUUUACUCCUAAUAUUUGUCUUCUUUCAGGAAUUGAUAGAUGGUUGAAUUUGAACAAAAAAAUAUUUACUUGAAACAAACCUGUGUAAACAUCUUUGUGACGGAACAUUGCCAAGCAUGUUUGUAUAUUUUGCAAAGGGAUUGAAUAUAUGAAUAUUUAUAUGUUCAAGGAUUGUGUUGGGUGCUAAAUGACUAAAGACUGUAUGCACUUGUCUAUCAGGUUAGGUUAGUUCGACUGAUGUUAGCUGUACACCUUCACUUUACACAUUAGUCCAAAUUCUGUUUGAUUGAACAAUAAAUACAUAUUGCAUAGUAUGUUUUAAUGUGAAUGCAUGUAUGAUCCAAGAUGUGACGUGAAAGGGGAGGGGUAGAUGACUCUAAACAAAGAUUAACAAGUGAUGUCUUAAUGAGUCAGUAUUAACAACCUCAUAGAAUACAUUCGGCCAAUGUUGAUUUAUCAUUAGAUAAAAAAUAUUCUAUACUAAAAUAUGCUGCCAUAUCUCAUUUAUGUUGGGGUGUGUUGUUUAUUUUACCCUUUUUGCGAUAAUUUUUGGGGUAAAUAAGAAAAUUAGCAAUCUUGAAAACAAAAUGCAUUGUUAUCUAAUGAUUAAUUUAUGCCAGCCUUAUUAUAAUUGUAAAUAUUCUGAAGAUUAUUUUCCUUCUGGUGUAGUCAUCUCAGAGAUAGUAUUUUCUGACUGAAAUGAAGUAUGCCGUACCGAAUGCUUGUCUGUGCCCCCAGAUGUAUCCAGGACCCACAUCAGUCUGACAUGGGAGGAGUCCACACAGCAUGUCCCUAUAAUUCAUCCGCUUCCUUGGGAUGGGGAGACCAGGUGCAGACAACAUUAUCCAUACAUACCGGUACCCAUUUGUAGCUCACACCAUCUCAAGUGGAUGAGAUUCAAUGCCACUGGUGCAAACACAACAUGAGACACCAUGUUAUAACGUACCGAGGUACGCCAUCGGAAGUCUGGAGACACCAGGAGCAAUGUCACAGGUGCAAACACAACAUGAGACACAAAGUUGUAACCUACACCAUCAGGAGACAAUGUCACAGGUGCAAACACAACAUGAGACACAAAGUUGUAACCUACGCCAUUAGGAGACAAUGUCACAGGUGCAAACACAACAGGAGACACAAAGUUGUAACCUACGCCAUAAGGAGACAAUGUCACAGGUGCAAACACAACAGGAGACACAAAGUUGUAACCUACACCAUCAGGAGACAAUGUCACAGGUGCAAACACAACAGGAGACACAAAGUUGUAACCUACGCCAUUAGGAGACAAUGUCACAGGUGCAAACACAACAGGAGACACAAAGUUGUAACCUACGCCAUAAGGAGACAAUGUCACAGGUGCAAACACAACAGGAGACACAAAGUUGUAACCUACACCAUCAGGAGACAAUGUCACAGGUGCAAACACAACAUGAGACACAAAGUUGUAACCUACGCCAUUAGGAGACAAUGUCACAGGUGCAAACACAACAGGAAACACAAAGUUGUAACCUACGCCAUUAGGAGACAAUGUCACAGGUGCAAACACAACAGGAGACACAAAGUUGUAACCUACGCCAUCAGGAACCUCAAGAUAUUGGGACACAAUGUCACAGGUGCAAACACAACAGGAGACACAAAGUUGUAACCUACGCUAUCAGGAGACAAUGUCACAGGUGCAAACACAACAGGAGACAUGUACAUCGAGUUGUGACCUACACGAUCUUAAUUCUCCAAGACAUCGGGGACACUACAACAGGUGCAAACAACUUGUAACUCGUCCAACACAUUUGAAGAAAUCAUAAGAAGUCCCAUUGCAGUGACAACAUGACAUAUAUGUAUUGUGCCGUAUGUAUCAAUUGAAAUUGUGACAAUUUUCACCCUGUUCACCUCAGCUAGGCAGUCUGCAUACCCCUCUACGUACUUAGCACUGAUAAGCCGGGGUUUGGGUGGUGGGGAGGACAUGGUAUUAAAAUGACAUAGGUUCCCUUAUUGGAUGUAGAUGUGGUUGAUAUUUAUGUAUUAAUAUUCUGUCCUAACAGAAAUAGGAAACAUGGAUAAGUAUUGUUUACUGACAAAUUAUACUACUCAAAAGAAGUUAAAGAACACCUUAUUCUUUAAUAUUAUGAUAGUUAAUCUGUCAUGGUGACAAAUUAACUAUUGUAAUAUGAAAGAAUCGAGUUUUCUUGAACUUGAACAGUGUAUACAGCAUGCCUGUUUGUAUCCAUAAGACUCGUAUGUAAAAUUGAUAAAUCUUUGACCACUAUGCAUAAGUACUUUUUAAGUAAUCUAAUCCUUAUUGUUCUGUUACUAACCAUGCAAUGAUAGUGUCCCGCUAUCUGGAGCCGAUAUUGAGAACCAAAGAAUCUACAUGUUGCUCUGUCUCGUUACUUGGCCACAUUGUACAGAGAGGUACCAGUCAUGUGUUGCUUGUUCAUACAGUUUUGCACAGGAGAUGAAAAUAAUUUUGGAUCUUGAUGUAAUAAACCAUGUAAAGUGAA
Haliotis rufescens (red abalone) is the source of this 7920-nucleotide messenger RNA. Its product is annotated as hornerin-like. Lineage: Eukaryota; Metazoa; Mollusca; Gastropoda; Lepetellida; Haliotidae. Bases 332 to 3979 code for a protein of 1215 amino acids. The transcript is spliced from 11 exons. Gene Ontology annotation, molecular function: protein binding. The record is from RefSeq and is a predicted model, not a curated record.